This is a messenger RNA of Rotaria socialis, 345 nucleotides long. The record is from the annotation of a GenBank genome assembly. NCBI's taxonomy places the organism in Eukaryota, Metazoa, Rotifera, Eurotatoria, Philodinida, Philodinidae.
AUGCAUGUGCCUUAUCCUGGUGCACAUCAUGCAAUUGAUGAUCCUUCAACUUUAUUAGUUACAUUUUCACCUGCUUUAGGUAGUGGUAAGUAUCAAUAUUUUGGCUGCCCAUCAUUUCCAGUUGGUCUUCUAUCUUGUCAUCCUUCACUCGAACCUCCACAUGUACUACCAAGUUCAAUGAGUGGAUUUCAUGUUGCUCAUUUUGAAGCAACAAACGUUCUUCAACAUCUUAGUGCAGCAUUUUCAGCAACAUAUACAUCAAACACUUAUUGCUCCUCAUCAAAUUACUACUCAAUCAAUGACAGCAGGUUUAGCAACAGUUGCCCAAAGAUGAGUUUUAUAUAG